UAAUCAGAGCAUUAAGCAACUAAAAUUAUUUUAAAAAACAGUUUGACCAAGAAAAAAGGAAUUGUAAAACAGAACACCGAAUGGCGUCAGUAAAGUUACCUUGGGAUAUGGAGGAAGAGAUAAUGUCUCGGCUUCCAGCUCAAUCUCUUGUUCGGUUCAGGACAGUAUGUAAACACUGGAACGGUCUUUUCAACGACAAGAAAUUCGCCAGCAAGCACUUGUCUCGUUCCCGUCCCCAAAUCAUCUUGCUGACCGAAUCGAAGAAGAUGUACUCGAUAGACGUAGAACUUAGCGGCGGAACGAUAGAGCUGCGUGAGCUACCUUAUGAUUUUCCUUGCCAGCCAAUGGAGUUGAGAUAUACCACCAUCACGGCUUGUGAUGGUUUAUUGUUUCGUGAAUUUUGGAAGCAUGGUGUUGCGGUUUGGAAUCCGUGGUUGAGACAGGUUGGAUGGAUAGAUUUCGAGGAUAAAAAAGAUUUCAAUGUUUGCGGUGUAGGAUACGACAGUAGUAGACCCGAAAAGGGUUACUACAAAAUCUUGGGGUAUUUUCUUUGCUUCCGUAGAGUCAGAGCCACUUUCGAGGAAGGUUACGACAGAGUUGCGAUCUACGAGUGUUCUUCCCAUACGUUCAAGUAUAUUGAUGUUCCUCCUUAUAAGAAGUGCCCCUCCCCGGAUCAUUUGUCCGUGAACGGGAAUCUCUAUUGGGUCUCUCGUAAUCGCGAGACUCAUGAGUGUUUCAUCGAAACCUUUGAUUUCUCCAUGGAGAUGUUCAAACCCUUUUGUCUCCUGCCGUGUCCGGUGGGCUAUGAUAACAACAAUGUACUUGUCCUCUCUGCUUUCAAGGAAGAUCGGCUUUCCUUGUUAAAGCAAUGCUACGAAACAAGGAAGAUUGAGAUUUGGGAAACGAAGAUUGAUAGAGAGGAGGAUGCCGUGUGGAUUAAGUUAAUGACUUUGCCAACAACUAACUUGCCUAAGCUACUCAAAAUGUUUUGUGGCAUUAGUUACUUCAUCUUUGACAAUACGCUAAUCAUAUGUUGUUUCGACAUCGAAAUUGGAGCGCCUUGCAUCUAUAUGGUGAGGGGAGAAGAUAUGUUGAAGAAGAUUCCGAUAGAUUCUGAGAUUGUUUGGUUUUCUCACUGUCUCUAUCUUCCAAGUUUGAUCUCGGUUCCUUUGGUAUCUCAUCAAGUUUAAAUUUUCUGGCUUUUUUCUUAAUUAGUUACAAAUCUGAAUUCCAUAAAAAUUGUAUUAACUAUUUUAACUCAUACUAAUUAGUAACUACGGAAAUGUUUGAAAGAGAGUUAUGUUAGUGGUGAAACCAUGGUUUAAAAUUUCGUAAUUGCACAAUACUAUAAUUUGAUU
Camelina sativa (false flax) is the source of this 1358-nucleotide messenger RNA. The record is from RefSeq and is a predicted model, not a curated record. Lineage: Eukaryota; Viridiplantae; Streptophyta; Magnoliopsida; Brassicales; Brassicaceae.